AAGAAAUUAACGCCUCCUAUUUGUUCUCCUUGUGUUCGGGCUCAACGUUGACCCGUCGCUCCUCCAAAAAUCGUUCACAUUUGGUUAUUUUUACAAGUCGCGACAGUAUUAUUUUGUAAUUCGACGUUAGUGAGGUUUUAGCCUACUCACCGAGUCGGCGUAUGAUGAGUCUUCUGAAUGCUAAGAGCACCGCUGAUCCUGCUGUAGUGGUUCCACCGCAGAAGAAAAGCAAAAUGGACGACAGCAAGUAUCUGCCGGAGCUACUUGCAGAAAAAGACAGCCUGGAUUCGUCAUUUACACACGCAAUGAAACUAAUUUCCGCAGAGAUAGAAAGGAUUCAGAAAGGCGACACCAAAAAAGAGCAGGACAAAGAAACAUAUCUGGACCUGUUUGCCACAAAAAACCUGAAACUCAAAGAACGUGUGCUCAUUCCUACUAAACAGUUCCCGAGGGUCAAUUUUGUUGGCAAGAUUCUGGGACCUCAAGGAAACACAAUCAAAAGGCUCCAAGAAGAGACUGGAGCCAAGAUUUCAGUCCUGGGAAAAGGCUCAAUGAGGGAUAAGAAUAAGGAGGAAGAGUUGAGAAAGGGCGGUGAAGCUAAAUAUGCACACUUGGCCAUGGAGCUGCAUGUUUUCAUUGAGGUCACAGCCCCCAUACCAGAAGCCUAUCUGCGUAUGGCUCAUGCCAUGGAUGAAGUGAAGAAGUUCCUUAUCCCAGAGCCUGGUGAGCAGGAUCCAUACAUGGAUCCCCACUACUUGAAUGGUGCCCAGGAUGGUUCAGGCAGGGGCAGAGGUGGUCCUCCAGUCAGGGGCAGAGGUGGGCCACUUGGCGCUGCUGGACCCAGGGGGAGAGGAAUGCCACGAGGGUCCCCCCGUGGAAGUGCUCCACGUGGUGGGGCUCCACGGGGAGGUCUAGGAAGAGGUGGAGCCCCUAGAGGAGCACCAGGUGGUAGAGGUGGACUGCCUACUACAACCACCAGAGGAGGUGCAGCUUCCCGCUCUAGGCCAUCAGCAGCAGGGGCACCAAGAAUGCUCCCAGCCCAAGCUCUUUCCCACCAACAACAUCAGCUUGCUCUCCCUCCUGCAUCACAGCCUAAAGCCGAAGCCUAUGAUGAAUAUCAACAAUAUGAAGAGCCCUAUGCGGAGGCUACCUAUGAAAACUAUGAUGCGUAUUAUAGUCAGCAACCUGCACCAGCGGAUACUGAAUACUAUGAUUAUGGCCAUGGAGAGUCCCAGGAAGCAACAUAUGAAUCUUACUCUCAAGACGAUUGGGAUGGCUCGUGGUCCAACAGUGGGGCCGGGGGAAAAGUCACCCCUAACAGACAAAACAAAGCGUACAGAGAGCAUCCAUAUGGAAGAUACUGAAUGGCUUCUGGUAGAGUUGCCUUGGCAACUGUCCUCGAUUGUAACAAACUUUUACCUUUUCAAAAGUAAUUUCCUUCUCGUUGGUUCUUUUUUAUGUUUUUAAAUGAGUUGAAAAACAUUUUUGGUGGGUGUAUCACAGUACAUCAGAAAUUCGUAAAUGCAAGAAGUUUUUGUUUAGAUGUUUCCAUUCAAUGUUUCAAUUGCGUAGUUGGCAGAUUACGAUCGUAAGUGACAUAAUCGUAAAAAGGAAAAAAAGUAAUAUUUAGUUGUAUUUGUUUAAUGAUUAUCUUUUUCAUAACAAGGUGUAAAUGUGGCGAUUAGCUUUUACACGUAAUGACAGGGCAAAAAAAAUUGAUGGCUUAAUGUAACUUAACUAACUAGCAUAGGUAUAGUUUCAAAUCCAAAUGCAGCUCUCUGCGUUGUUUUGGCGAGAAAACAAAAACUCCCAGUAGAGAUGUUUUAUCUUUUUGUAUUUGUUAUUCUAAUUUAAUUUUGUCUACGAAAUCUCGCCUAAAAUUUCAUUCAAUACAUUAAAUCGAUUACCACAAAUGCCUCGUUUUGCCACCCUUGCGAAUGCUACACUGAUUUAUUGCAUUACAAGCUAAAUGACCACAGAUAAUUCCUAUUGUUGUGAAGUCUGUAGGGUUAGUGAACGGUCCUUACAGCCUGUAAGACGAGCUGCAGCCAACUCAAUAUUAUGUAUAUAAUCUUAGGACAAUUGUAUAUGUUCUAAAGCCGUGCCGUCUCCAAAAUGCAUAGUGCUUGUGUACUCUUGGCUAAAUAGGAUACUAAAUAUAUUUCAAAAUGUUUUGCUGCA
Messenger RNA from Lampris incognitus (smalleye Pacific opah), 2181 nucleotides. It is a transcript of the gene khdrbs1a, whose product is annotated as KH domain containing, RNA binding, signal transduction associated 1a. Gene Ontology annotation, molecular function: mRNA binding; poly(A) binding. Gene Ontology annotation, cellular component: nucleus. NCBI's taxonomy places the organism in Eukaryota, Metazoa, Chordata, Actinopteri, Lampriformes, Lampridae. The transcript has 9 exons. The record is from RefSeq and is a predicted model, not a curated record. Gene Ontology annotation, biological process: regulation of alternative mRNA splicing, via spliceosome. The coding region runs from base 162 to 1364 and encodes 400 amino acids.